Messenger RNA from Triticum aestivum (bread wheat), 1319 nucleotides. RefSeq lists its product as uncharacterized. The record is from RefSeq and is a predicted model, not a curated record. Lineage: Eukaryota; Viridiplantae; Streptophyta; Magnoliopsida; Poales; Poaceae. The transcript has 2 exons. Bases 137 to 772 code for a protein of 211 amino acids.
AGCCAUUCUCCUCUAAGCACAUCUCCCUUGCGCCGCCAUCUCUUCCUCAAGCUCCACCGCAGCCGCCGCAUCCGUACUCAUCCCCAUCGCUGAAAAACUCCAUCCCUCCAACUUCAACGUCUGGCAUGCGCAAUCUAUGGUCACCAUCUGUGGCGCUCAGUUGGUCACCUAUCUCGAUCCAGAGAGGGGGGUGCCGACGCUCAAGUUGUUUGACAAAGCUGGCAAGGUCAUCGACGUGCCGAACCCGACAUACGAGAUCGACAGGGCUCGAGACUCUCAGGUUUUGAGUUUCCUUUUCAAUUCCAUCUCACCUCCUGUGAUGGUUCAGAUCGCAUCUUGCACCACGGCAUCAGCAGCAUGGAUUGUAAUCACGGAGAUCUUCAUCUCCCAGACGCAGGCGGCCAUCGUCAACACGAGGAUCGCCCUCUCCACCACCAAAAAGGGGAACUCCACCAUUGCCGAGUACCUUGGCCGCAUGAAGGCCCUCGGCGAUGAGAUGGCUGCCAUCGGCAAGCCGCUCACAGACGACGAUAUGGUGUCAUACAUCCUUGCUGGCCUGGACUUCGACUACAUCUCCUUCGUCUCCUCCGUCUGCGCCAGGACCGUCCCCGUCAAGCCCAACGAGCUCUACGCCCAACAUCAACUUCGAGAGCCGCCUCGCCAUGUUCGAGGGUGGCAACUCGUCGUCUCACUCCUCCGCCAACGCUGCUUCCCGUGGCGGUGGUGGUUUCCCUCGUGGCGGAGGCUGCGACAGGAACGGAGGCGGCCGUGACCACGGUGGUGGCCGUGGCAAUGGAGGCAACGACGGCCGAGGAAACGGCCACGGUGCACGUGGCCAAGGAGGCGGCAGACGAGAUGAGCUCCCUGAGGUGUUCUGUCAGAUCUGCAAGAAGCCCAACCAUACUGCCCUCAAGUGCUACCGGCGCUUUGACAUUGCAUUCACCAAGGAGAAGAGUGCAAGCGCCGUGUCCAACUCCUCCAACGGCGUCGACACCAACUGGUAUGUCGACACAGGCGCCACCGACCACAUCAUUGGCGAGCUGGACAAGCUCACCAUGAGGGAGAGGUAGAACUGACAUGAUCAAGUAAACAUGCCCAACGGAGUAGGACAAGGCAACGAGGAGCACCCUCCUCCACGGCAGGUGUAGAGCCGGCCUCUACCCCCUAUCAUCGGCUUCUUUAGGCCCUGGCAGGCAUGCUUUUGGCGCCACCAAGAUCUCUCCGUUAAGGUGGUACGAUCGAUUAGGUCAUCCGUCCUCGCAAAUCGUCCAACAUGUUCUUACAAAGAACAAAGUUCCUUUUUUACUUCAUGAGUAGAA